This is a messenger RNA of Patella vulgata (common limpet), 4077 nucleotides long. RefSeq lists its product as uncharacterized. NCBI's taxonomy places the organism in Eukaryota, Metazoa, Mollusca, Gastropoda, Patellidae. Bases 1908 to 3113 code for a protein of 401 amino acids. The transcript is spliced from 13 exons. The record is from RefSeq and is a predicted model, not a curated record.
AUGACCGCCUGUUUUGGCUUGUAAAUUCUGAUUUCCACCCAAUUAUCAUAAUAUGACCGAGUUUAGUAUCAAACUCGGGGUUUUCUGGGUAACUGAAUCGAUUCCCAUACACAUUUUUAAGAUAAGUGGUACUGUUGAGUCAAUAUUGGGGGUAUUCAAGAUAGUGGUCAGUUUUGGCGGGAAAAUUCGAUUUUUACAUAAGGAUCAACUUUGGUGUCAAAAAAUACGUUUUCGAGGAAGCUGAAUCCAUCCUUGUGCAUAUUUUAUUUAUUUAAAAGUGAUUCCCUGUACCAAUAUAGGAGAAAUUCCAAUUAGGGAUUUAGAUUUCCAAUUGGGGGACUCCAACCUUAAACCUAAUACAAUGACAUUCAUCCAGUAUCAACUAAAUUUGAUUUGGAGUGUCGCACAGCUCACGUCGGUAGGGGCGUAGGGGUCUGUCGAUUGGGGUCACUGUGGAAGCUGGUGGUGCCUUUUGAAGCACAUGGCGAUUUUUUUUUUCACAAAAUUAUUCAAAUGUUGAAACACAGAUGGAUACAAUAUCGCCCGUUUGUCAGAUAUGCAGUGAACCAUUUGAUAAUGAACACCCCACCGGUAUUGCCCAAAUAGAGGCGCCUUAUCAAGGUCUAGACAGUCCGCGGUGCCAAAAAAUUUUUUUGUGGAUCGUUGUCUUUUACAUGGUCUGUAGGCAAGACGGCCCAUUACAACAGAUAUAAACGGUGACAGCUGUUACAACAGUAAACAGUAGAACUCGCAACACCUAUUUUCUGGACAUGCCAAGAGAGGACAUAUGACGACUGGGCAUGAAUGCCAUCGUAUUAGAUCUGAGACAGAAACGACUACUCUUAAUCCCGAAAUCUCCAAUGGUAUUUCCAUAUAUUUUGACCCACUGGUACCAGUAAUUACCAAGAUGAAAAGGUGUCGAAAAUGGAAUCAUAUAAUGAUAAAUGGAUCAAAAUUGACAUUUUCCAGUCAAAAUUGGUGGCCCAUUUGUAUUUUUGCCAAUUUGACCCAUUUGUGUACGGAUUUCGGACUGGGACUUUUGUUUGGUAGUAAUAUACGUCUAGACCGACCAUAAACCGUGGUCGGCAUUUCUAUUGCAGCAACUGCCCGGAAUGGUGCAAAAUUGAGUUAAAAUGCCUGGACUAGCAUUAAUAUUCCUUAUUCAUUAUACUUCCUUGUUGAUUGAUAUGUGGUUGUAAAAUAUUAAAAUAUAUAUUAUUUAUUGAGGGACAGUAACUUAGGAUUAAAGGCAUGGAGAAGGAUUGGUUUUGAAAUGCCUGCCUCUCUUGUUUUUAAUCCUGUGUCUAUAUACAGACAAAGCCAAUUGGUGCAGCUAUAGCCAGCGGUACGAUGAAGGGUAUUGUGUUUGUAAUACUCCAUACGAGUGUGCUCAGGGAUGGCCACAUUGUUCUAAGACCAGAACUAAAUACAGAACAGCGCGUCGUUGUUGUCCUGGUUACUCAGGUGGUGGAUGUCAACCUAUCUGUAAUGGUAAAAGAGGAUCCACAGCAUGUGAUGCUUAUUUCCCUGAUUCACAUAUAAUCAAUACUAAUGGUAGUAUACAGAGACGGGUUGAUGGUACUUGUGUUAGUCCCAAUCGUUGUGCCUGCUCAACACCCGGAUUUUACUCUACUGGACCAACAUGUGAUAUUUGUUCACCGAUUGCUAACUGUAACCAGGAAACCUGUACCAGUAAAACAAACCAACUCUGUAGUAGAUGUGGAGGUGUUGUAGGCGAACAGCCUGGUUUUAGAGCUUAUGUUGUAUCGACAGAUCGUAAACAAUGUAACAAGGCGUGUUCAUGGCGGAGUGACAGUACACCAUGUUAUCCUGGAACAUGUCAGGAUGAACUAGUAGAGAACUGUAAUUGUAGCCGAGGAUUUAAUGGAACAAAAUGUGAUAACAUUAUGGAAGGACCGACUAUAAUGCACAAUAUUUUACGUAUAAGAGGAAGUAAUGGCGAUAUAACAGAAGUACCUAGUAAUAGUAAUGCCGGACCACCACAAUAUAUUGUAUGGACACAUAUUCUGAAUCCAGUCAGUCUUGACUUUAGUUUUACUGCUAUAUAUACACCUGAUGUUCCUACAACCAGUCAUCCAGCUUAUAUUAAAGAUUUUAAAGUUGGUAUAAUUGGAGGAGAGGUUACACUGAAAAUAGCUAACGACACAGAUGCUAUCACUGUUCCAUGUUUUAUUAAUGCUAGCCAAGAUAACCCAAUACAGCGGAUCAUCACAUGUAGACAGAUAUUUACAAAUCUAACAGAGUUAUCUGCACUUUCUAAUCAUCACGAUAUGUUAGAAGUGAGUUUCUCGGUAUCAAAUGGUGGAUUUGUAGUGAUAGAAGAUAUAGAAAGAAACAUCAUCACAAAGAAAUAUUUAAAUGGUUCUACUCGGACUCAUACUUUUCUGAUAAAUGUCGACACUAGCGCACCUGUUGAAGGCCGUAUAUAUGAUGGGGAUGUUGAAAGACUGGAAGUUGAUAAGAAAAUAGAUCUUGGAAAACCGGAAAUUCAUAAUAAAACGGAUCGUGUAAAACCGGAAGUUGAUAGUAAAACGAAUCAUGAAAUGUUUUCUUACUGGAAGGAUUUCUAUGAUAGAGAAAGUGGGAUCAAGUUUUAUCAAUAUGGAUUUGCGCCUAAAUGCUUGGACAGUGGGAACUUUAACAUUGAUCUCAAUAAAAGAAAGGAUAUUAUUCAAACAACAGCUACUUAUGCUUCCUGGGCAGCAAAAUCUGAUUCGAAAUAUGUCAUUACUGUGGUGGCCUAUAACGGAGCCCUACAACCUUCCAAACCAGUCUGUGAAUAUGAAGCUGACACGUCACUCUUCACCGACUGGGUUUUAAUAUCAGGUAUAACAGUCGCAGUGGUAGUUGUUAUCGUUGGUGUCGUCGUUAUUGUUGUCGUUGUGACAUGGAAAAUAAAACGGGUUAAACCCAAGGAAGACGACCCAUCAUCAGUGUAUGCGGGUUUAGAGAUGGAAACAAGAGCUGAAAACAGCGUAGAGUCAGUUUAUCAGGGUUUAGAUAAUUCCUUGGCAUGUCAGCCAUCAUCGAAUAAACCUGACAUUAUCUAUAACAAUGUACCAACUUCCACUGUACAGGAAGCCUCAGAUUAAGUAACUUCCAUCUUCAUAAUGAGAAUAUGUAUCGACCAACUUCCAUUGUACAGGAAGCUCCUCGGAUAAACUAACUUCCAUCUUCACAAUGUGAAUAUGUAUCGAGAGUAUUUGUACAAUUAGAGAUUGGUUGUAAAUAUAAUAUUUAUUGACAUUGUUACUAAUAUUGUAACCAGUGUCUUAUUAGUUGAGCCACGUGUCUAUUAUUCAAGUGUCUUACUCGUUGAGUCACCGUGAGUAUCGAUGUAAACGCGCAAAUAUAUACAAAAUCCCAGUUGUGUUAACCAGUACAUUCUAAAGGUAGCCUGGUAUGGCGAUUACGUUCUUCAGCAAGGGAUCAAAUGUUGUUCAUAAUUUAGAGGUGUUGCUCAACAAGUGACAAUUCUGUGUUAACUGUAAGGACCAGUUUGAAUAUAUAUUCAGUCUAAUGUCAUGUAUUUAGUAUCUCUCCAAACGAGGAAAUAUAUCUGUUACAUAUAGUUUAGUACUAUUAUUAUUUAAAAUACAAAUGUGACGUCAUCCUUUGAUGUUGGAGUACUAUUAUUUCAAAUAAUCGUACGGGCAAUGUGCCAAGCGUAACUUGGUAAAAUAUUGAACUCGAGUGACGUUUUUCAUUGCAAAGCACGUGCAAGUGUCUGUAUUUUAAGUUGUUUAAUGGUCUCGAGCUUAAGACAUUGCGUAAUACAUUGUAAAAACAUUCGGGCCUCACGGCCCUCAUGUUGUUAUAAUAUAUUACUUAAUGUCUCGCUCUCGACCAUUAAACAAUACUUAAUAUACCCUAUGUAUAUCAGUUACUUAUAUUUUGGUAAUUUUACUAUUUAAUAUAAACUAAGUUUAUUUCCAUAUAUCCAUUUAUGUUACUUAUAUUUUAGUACUUUUACUAUUUAAUAAUACCCUAAUUUUCCAUAUUAUUAUGGAUUUUGUCGUAUUUAUGUUUUGUAUUUUUAUCAGUUCUAAUGUAAUA